This is a messenger RNA of Ailuropoda melanoleuca (giant panda), 1850 nucleotides long. It is a transcript of the gene DRAP1, whose product is annotated as DR1 associated protein 1. Gene Ontology annotation, cellular component: negative cofactor 2 complex; nucleus. The coding region runs from base 137 to 775 and encodes 212 amino acids. NCBI's taxonomy places the organism in Eukaryota, Metazoa, Chordata, Mammalia, Carnivora, Ursidae. Gene Ontology annotation, molecular function: core promoter sequence-specific DNA binding; RNA polymerase II general transcription initiation factor activity; protein heterodimerization activity. The record is from RefSeq and is a predicted model, not a curated record. The transcript is spliced from 7 exons. Gene Ontology annotation, biological process: transcription by RNA polymerase II.
CCGUGGGGAGCGGCGGGGGCGGAGCAGGCGGCACCAGGACCCAGGGGAACCGCGGCAGGCAGGCGGCUAGCAGGCCCGGGGGCCGGGAAGCUGCGGGCGGCGGCGCUGGGCCCGGCGCGGCAAGAGAGACCUUGAGAUGCCGAGCAAGAAGAAAAAGUAUAACGCGCGGUUCCCGCCGGCGCGGAUCAAGAAGAUCAUGCAAACUGACGAAGAGAUUGGGAAGGUGGCGGCGGCAGUGCCUGUCAUCAUCUCCCGGGCGCUUGAGCUGUUCCUGGAGUCGCUGUUGAAGAAGGCUUGCCAGGUGACCCAGUCCCGAAACGCUAAGACCAUGACCACAUCCCACCUGAAACAGUGCAUUGAGCUGGAGCAGCAGUUUGACUUCUUGAAGGACCUGGUGGCCUCUGUGCCUGACAUGCAGGGAGACGGGGAAGACAACCACAUGGAUGGGGACAAGGGUACCCGCAGAUGGACUGUACCUUCCCGAAGGGGCCGGAAGCCAGGCAGCAGUGGCCGGAAGAAUGGUGGGAUGGGAAGCAAAAGCAAGGACAAGAAGCUGUCAGGAACGGACUCGGAGCAGGAGGAUGAGUCUGACGACACAGACACUGAUGGGGAAGAGGAGACAUCACAGGCCCCACCCCAGGCCAGCCACCCCCCUGCCCACUUUCAGAGCCCCCCGACACCCUUCAUGCCCUUCGCCUCGACUCUGCCUCUGCCCCCAGCACCCCCGGGCCCCUCAGCACCUGACGCAGAGGAUGAAGAGGACUAUGACUCCUAGCGCCCUCUGCCCCCCAGGCCACACCCCCUUUCAGUUGGUUUUAGUUGCUCUGGGGGGAGGAGAGAAGAUAGAGCUGUUCUUAAAUUUAUUAAAAAAUUAAUAAUAAAAGGGAACACCAGCGUCUGUCCCAGCCUAUGUCCAGGGCUCUGUGGCCACUUUCCCAUCCAGCCACCUGCUUUCCCGAUGCUCAGCUGAGGCCAGGAGCAGGGGUGGGCAGGGCAGCGGCUGAGUGAAGGGAGGGUCCAGAGGCUGCAGUUCUGCCAGGGUAGGAGCAGGGUAGGCUGUUGGCAGAGGGAUGGUAGGCAGAGUGGUGGUGUGGGGCUGGUGCCCGAGGGGCUGGUUACGCUGGGGGACAACCUGUUCCGUUGUGCCGUGUGACCCUGGAAAGGUUCCUAUCUUUCUUUGAGUGGCCGCUCUUGUCUGAUGGAGACUGUUGUGCCCACUCCGGACUGCUGCAAGGGGACAGACGGGACGAACAAUGGCAAGAGGCUUUGCCAGCUGCAGAGCCUGGUGCCACGAAGGGCGUGUGGGAAGGGGCGGCGUAAGUAGAGGUAGGUGUGACUGUCAAGGGCCUCGAAGAUUAACUUUUGAGCAGGACGGUGACCCGUGGGGUCAACCCGCCCCCGUUUGUGAGCAGACCCUGGAACCGUGGGGUCCCCAAGGCAGACGUGUGCCUUCAGGGAGCCGGGGCUUGGUGAGGCUGGGCUGGAGACAACGCGGCUGGUGGGCAGACUUGAGGUGUGUGUUAUCGGUAGACUCAAGGGUGCCGUGGACGGACUGGCCGUGGGGCUGCAAGGGAGGGAACCCUUAGGGACUGCCAGCUUGCCUUCUGCAGCGAGUGGGGCGGGGGCUCUUUUCUAGCUGUAGGACAUAGAGAAAGCAAGAUUAGGUGUCAGGGUCACAAGUUGGGCUGUGGCGAGUUUCGGGUGCCCGGGAAGCUGCUGAGGGGAGGCAUAGAACGGGCCCUGGAACGGUAGGGGCCUGGAGACAGAUGUGUGAGCCUUGAGAGUAGGUGACCUUGCCCCAGGGAGAGGGGGAGGGCCUGGGCAGGCCACCCAAGGAGACUGAAGAGCAG